AACUACAACAGCAACAACAAUAAUAGAAACUGCAGCUUCGCGGAGCUAAAAGUGCAAGCUGCACUAAAAUAUAAAUAAAGAAUGUAUUUGGAAUCACAGGGAGGUGAUACAUAUUGAAGCAAUGCCUUUUUGUCCAGCGGCCCACGGUUGGACUAAAUCGAUAAUUAAUUAAAAUAUAUUUAAUUAACCAGUAUAUUAGUAACAAAGAAAGAAAUCAAGCUGGCGUCGUUCAAGCGAAAUAACGACAAUAUUCGCAAUUACAAUAGCAAUAUAAUGUGGAGUAGUACAAUAUCACCAACAAAUUCUAAGAAGCUAUUGAUCGGUAGUACAAGAAGCGUUGAUUAUGUCGGUGAUAGUGCGAGAACAACAACAGCAAAAGCAACAACAGCAGCAGCAGCAGCAGCAGGAUUCAAUAAUAAAGCAACAGGAGCAGCCAUUAAAGGAACAACACCUAAAUCGCAGCAAAGGAAAACAGCAGCAACAACAACAACAACAACAGCAGCAACAACUCCAGCAAAAACCACAAAAAUCUCAAUCGAAAUGGAGAUACAUAUACAAAACAAGUGCAUUUCGGCAUAGCGUAUCACUCUGGAGGGUGGUGCAGAGCCCCCAUGGCUGCAGGGCCCCCUUAAAGCAGCAUUUUUGGGGGCUUCUGGCGUCGGCAAAACAAGCAUAUUACAGCAAUUUUUUUACCAUGACUUCCCCAAGGCUCAUCAAACGACAACUCAGCGCAAAAUUUACAAAAACUGUUUGGUCUGCGACACCUGCAUACGCGAGCUGAUGGUACUGGACGUUCCUCCCCAGAAGCGAUUUCCAGCUGACAACUUUGCUGAAUGGAAUAAUGGACAUCCGCUGGGGCUGCGAACGGUGCACGCCUAUGUUUUAGUCUACGACAUGGGUAAUCUAGAAACGUUUCAGUACUGCCGCUCCAUAAGAGAUCAAAUCUUGGAUAGUUUCAGUCAUCGUGAUUUUAGCAUAAUUGUGGUGGGCAAUAAAUAUGACAAUGUCUCAGAGGCGCAGGCCAACUCGCAGGAACUUAAAGACAUUUCUACGCUGGUGCGCAAGCAUUGGCGUUGUGGAUACGUAGAGUGCUCGGCACAAUACAACUACAAAAUCGGAGACGUUUUUCGAGAGCUAAUGGGCUGUAGCAGCGGAGGCGUCAAUGGCGCAGCUGUCGGCGUUCUUGUUGGCACUGAAUUCUCACAAUCAACUAGGAAUAAAGGACGCUGUACAAUACUGUAGCAAAUGCUGCAUACGUUUUUUAAGCAAACACCUUACUCGAACGCAUGAUACCCAAAGGUUUUGUUUUCUGUACUCUGAACCAUAUACAAAUUUGCCAAAGGGGUAUUAGUUUUUUCUAGAAAUGGAUGCCACAGGCGGAAAACGUCGUGAG
Messenger RNA from Drosophila navojoa, 1393 nucleotides. RefSeq names its product ras-like protein family member 10B. The record is from RefSeq and is a predicted model, not a curated record. NCBI's taxonomy places the organism in Eukaryota, Metazoa, Arthropoda, Insecta, Diptera, Drosophilidae. Gene Ontology annotation, molecular function: GTPase activity; GTP binding.